UCUCAAUGUGGUUCCACUAUGUUUUUCAGGUAACCUGCAAAGAUAGCAGAACAAAGAAGCGAGAGAAACUUCUAGAACAAGCAUGUCAAAAGAGGGGGACAAAGCAUCUGUGUUCCGUACCACCAAAGUGCGGACCAAGCUGAAGGGAGACGCCAGCUGGUUGCAGCGCAGUAAUGAAACUCAGGCUGAAACUGAGGAGGAGGUGAAGCCAUGGGUAGCAGAAGUAAGGGCCGGCCGUUUGAACGGAGCCCCCAUUGAGACCAGUUCAGUGUUGUCACCAGUGGAAUCCACUCCUCCACCCACCACAUCUGACACUGAAAGAACACCAACAUCAGGAUUCCUGAUCAGAGGCGUUUUCGUCAAACUAGACAAGCCUGUUUCAUCCUCAACAUCUAAUGGCUUAAGUGGAACAACACCAUUCACCAAAAAACCUUCAGAGAACUACAAGAAAAUAGCCCCGUACACUGUGAGGACUGCUUCAGAGGUCCAGGAGGGCCAUCUUAGCCACGAAGAGCAGGAGAAACGGGUGGAGAUUACUGAUGAUGAUGAGAGUGCUACGACUCCAGCACCUGCCAGCACUCCUCCCCCCUCCCCUGUCGUCCCCGUCACAUCUGUCGCCUCCGCCCCUGAGCCCAUACCACAGAAAAUAGCCGACACCAGUGUUAAGGCAGCUGUUGAUGUCGCUGUUCAACAGCCUGUGGUACCGAAGGUGGAGGAGGCUGCCCCGAAGCCUGUGAAUGAAGACCCUUCUCCAGUCCUCCACCGCCCCGGCUUCAACUGUCCCAGCCUCCCCUGCCUCGGCUACAACUGUCAAAGCAUCUCCUGCCCCGGCUUCAACUGUCCCAACAUCCACCACCCCGGCUUCAACUGUCCCAGCAUCCACCGCCCCAGCUUCAACUGUCCCAGCUUCAACUGUCAAAGCAUCCACUGCCCCGGCUUCAACUGUCCCAGCAUCGACUGCCCCGGCUUCAACUGUCCCAGCAUCUACUGUCCCGGCUUCAACUGUCCCAAGAUCCACCGCCCCGGCUUCAACUGUCCCAGCAUCUACUGUCCCAGCUUCAACUAUCAAAACAUCCACUGCCCCGGCUUCAACUGUCAAAGCAUCCCCUACUCUAGCAUCACCUGCCCCGGCUUCAACUGUCCCAGUAUCCACUGUCCCAGCUUCAACUAUCAAAACAUCCACUGCCCCGGCUUCAACUGUCAAAGCAUCCCCUACUCUAGCAUCACCUGCCCCGGCUUCAACUGUCCCAGUAUCCACUGUCCCAGCUUCAACUGUCAAAGCAUCCACCGCCCUGGCCUCAACUGUCCCAGCAUCCACCGCCCCGGCUUCAACUGUCCCAGCAUCCACCGCCCCAGCUUCAACUGUCCCAGUCUCUACUGUCCCGGCUUCAACUGUCAAAGCAUCCACUGCCCCGGCUUCAACUGUCCCAGCAUCGACUGCCCCGGCUUCAACUGUCCCAGCAUCUACUGUCCCGGCUUCAACUGUCCCAAGAUCCACCGCCCCGGCUUCAACUGUCCCAGCAUCUACUGUCCCAGCUUCAACUAUCAAAACAUCCACUGCCCCGGCUUCAACUGUCAAAGCAUCCCCUACUCUAGCAUCACCUGCCCCGGCUUCAACUGUCCCACAUCCACCGCCCCGGCUUCAACUGUCCCAGCAUCCACCGCCCCAGCUUCAACUGUCCCAGUCUCUACUGUCCCGGCUUCAACUGUCAAAGCAUCCACUGCCCCGGCUUCAACUGUCCCAGCAUCGACUGCCCCGGCUUCAACUGUCCCAGCAUCUACUGUCCCGGCUUCAACUGUCCCAAGAUCCACCGCCCUGGCUUCAACUGUCCCAGCAUCUACUGUCCCGGCUUCAACUGUCAAAACAUCCACUGCCCCGGCUUCAAUUGUCCCAGCAUCCCCUGCCCCAGCUUCAACUGUCCCAGCAGCUACUGCCCCGGCUUCAACUGUCCCAGCAGCUACUGCCCCGGCUUCAACUGUCCCAGCAUCCCCUGCUCCAGCAUCCACUGUCCCAGCUUCAACUGUCCCAGCAUCUACUGCCCCGACUUCAACUGUCAAAGCAUCCACUGUCCCGGCUUCAGCUGUAAAAGCAUCCCCUGCUCCAGCAUCCCCUGCCCCGACUUCAACUGUCCCAGCAUCCACCGCCCCGGCUUCAACUGUCAAAGCAUCCCCUGCUCCAGCAUCCCCUGCCCCAGCUUCAACUGUCCCAGCACCCACUUCCCCAGCUUCAAAAGUCCCAGCACCCACUACCCCAGCUUCAACAGUCCCAGCACCCACCACCCCGGCUUCAACUGUCAAAGCAUCCACUGUCCCAGCUUCAACUGUCCCAGCAUCCACUUCCCCAGCUUCAACAGUCCCAGCACCCACCGCCCCGGCUUCAACUGUCAAAGCAUCCACUGCCCCGCCUUCAAAAGUCCCAGCACCCACUACCCCAGCUUCAACUGUCCCAGCAUCCACUGCUCCGGCUUCAACAGUCCCAGCAUCCACUGCCCCAGCUUCAACUGUCCCAGCAUCCACUGCCCCAGCUUCAACUGUCCCGGCACCCACUGCCAUGGCUUCAAAAGUCCCAGCAUCCACUGCUCUGGCUUCAUCUGUCCCAGCAUCCACUGCCCCAGCUUCAACUGCCCCAGCUUCAACUGUCCCAGCAUCCACCACCCCGGCUUCAACAGUUCCAGCACCCACUGCCCCGGCUUCAACUGUCAAAGCAUCCACUGUCCCAGCUUCAACUGUCCCAGCAUCCACCACCCCGGCUUCAGCUGUCAAAGUAUCCAGUACUCCGGCUUCAUCUGUCCCAGCAUCCACUGCCCCGGCUUCAACUGUCCCAGCAUCCACUGCCCCAGCUUCAACUGUCAAAGUAUCCAGUACUCCGGCUUCAUCUGUCCCAGCAUCCACUGCCCCGGCUUCAGCUGUCAAAGUAUCCAGUACUCCGGCUUCAUCUGUCCCAGCAUCCACUGCCCCAGCUUCAGCUGUCAAAGUAUCCAGUACUCCGGCUUCAUCUGUCCCAGCAUCCACUGCCCCGGCUUCAACUGUCCCAGCAUCCACUGCCCCAGCUUCAACUGUCAAAGUAUCCAGUACUCCGGCUUCAACAGUCCCAGCACCCACUGCCCCAGCUUCAGCUGUCAAAGUAUCCAGUACUCCGGCUUCAUCUGUCCCAGCAUCCACUGCCCCGGCUUCAACUGUCCCAGCAUCCACUGCCCCAGCUUCAACUGUCAAAGUAUCCAGUACUCCGGCUUCAUCUGUCCCAGCAUCCACUGCCCCGGCUUCAGCUGUCAAAGUAUCCAGUACUCCGGCUUCAUCUGUCCCAGCAUCCACUGCCCCGGCUUCAACAGUCCCAGCACCCACUGCCCCAGCUUCAGCUGUCAAAGUAUCCAGUACUCCGGCUUCAUCUGUCCCAGCAUCCACUGCCCCGGCUUCAACAGUCCCAGCACCCACUGCCCCAGCUUCAGCUGUCAAAGUAUCCAGUACUCCGGCUUCAUCUGUCCCAGCAUCCACUGCUCUGGCUUCAUCUGUCCCAGCAUCCACUGCCCCAGCUUCAACUGUCCCAGCAUCCACUGCUCUGGCUUCAUCUGUCCCAGCAUCCACUGACCCAGCUUCAACAGUCCCAGCACCCACUGCCCCGGCUUCAACUGUCCCAGCAUCCACUGCCCCAGCUUCAACUGUCCCAGCAUCCACUGCUCUGGCUUCAACUGUCCCAGCAUCCACUGGCCCAGCUUCAACAGUCCCAGCACCCACUGCCCCAGCUUCAACUGUCAAAGCAUCCACUGUCCCAGCUUCAGCUGUCCCAGCAUCCACCACCCCGGCUUCAACUGUCAAAGCAUCCACUGUCCCAGCUUCAGCUGUCCCAGCAUCCACCACCCCGGCUUCAACUGUCCCAGCAUCCACUGCCCCAGCUUCAACAGUCCCAGCACCCACUGCCCCAGCUUCAGCUGUCAAAGUAUCCUCUGCUCCAGCAUCCACUGCCCUGGCUUCAUCUGUCCCCGCAUCCACUGCCCCAGCUUCAACAGUCCCAGCACCCACUGCCCCAGCUUCAGCUGUCAAAGUAUCCUCUGCUCCAGCAUCCACUGCCCCGGCUUCAACUGUCAAAGCAUCCACUGCCCCAGCUUUGACUGUCUCAACAUCCACUGUCCCGGCUUCAGCUGUCAAAGCAUCCUCUGCUCCAGCAUCCACUGCUCUGGCUUCAUCUGCCCCAGCAUCCACUGCCCCUGCUUCAAAUGUCCCAGCAUCUACUGCCCCGGCCAAACCACCACUGGAACCAUCUCCAAAGCAAAGUUCCAGUGUUGAUACACUCACCGCCUUGUCCGACACCCUCAUUUCUUUCAGCACAAGUUCAACCAGACCCGAGGAGUCAGCAAAGCCUGUUCCCCCAAGCCCAGGACGCUGGAGUCAGGAUUUGCUUAGCGGACUAGACAGCACACAGCGAGAGGAAAGGAAACAGACAGAAGAGACAGCCAAGAAAACACAAAGCUCGGCUGAUCCGUUUGAUCCAUAUCCGAUAGGGACCACAUCCCCUAACAGCUCCUCUGACCUGCUCAAGCCCCUCUCAGAUAUUUCCAUCAACAGUAUGAGCAGUAAUGCGUUGGACUCCCUUGCAGACAACGUCAUCCCUAUCAACACUGACAGGACAAGCCUCAGCACUCAGAGGUCAUGGGCACGCACAUGGGAAACCAGCACACCUCAGCAGACAAACACAGAAGAGAGCCAAGAACCCGAAGCAGGAGGCCAAGCUGAAGAUGAAAAGACGCUGGUCAUGUUUGAGAGAAAAUCAACUGAGAAUGACUCCCCAUGGGACAGGUGGACAUCCCCCACUCUCUAUACUAUCAGUACAACUACAGGAGAGGAAGAGGAGGAAGAGGAAGAAGAGGAAAGCCCCGAGGAUACGCAGACCCAGAUAGUCACAACCGUCACCACUAUCAGGGAGAUACACAGUGAGCCAGAGCCCGCUAUGGAUCGUUAUGAAACCUAUUCCAGGAGCGUGACAGAAGAAGACCAGCAUGUCCAAACACCAGAACCUGAUACUAAAAAAGGGUUUGUGUUUGUGAAAGAGUAUGUCAAUGCAACAGAGCUGUCCUUGUAUAAUGCCAGAGAAACAAUCAAUAGUGGGUCAGAUUAUUUGACAUCAAGCUCUGCCAGUUACUCUUACAGCAGCCCCUCCACUUACACCAGUGGCUCUCUGUCAUCCGCCUGUACAUACUGUGGAAAGCCAGUAGGCAGUGAUGCCAAGAUCUCCAUCCAGCACCUCAAUAUCAACUGCCACCCUGCCUGCUUCAAGUGUGACAUGUGUAGUAAGCCAAUGGGAGACCUUCUCUACAGUAUGUUCCUACAUGGUGGAAAAGUCCACUGCGAGAGCUGCUACUCCAAAGCCUUGGACUGAUUAUCGAAGCUCUUCAGCAGCCUCUUAUCCUCGUCCCCUUCCCUUCACGUUCAUUUGCAUAUACAGUGAGAACUGGUCUUUCGCAAAGUUUGAACUCCGGAGUGUGUUUAGGGUCAUCAAAGAGGCAGUUAUAGUGACCAAUAACAUUGCUUAAUGUUGAUUCUUACAUAAAGUUAAAUUUCUAAUUUGUCAAAUAUGUUGUACAAGCUUGUGUUGUUUUUUUCCUGGUGGUGAAAGCUGUAUCUGCUUGAAAUAGUAAAUUAUGAAGGAUAUGUCUG
Molecule: messenger RNA, 5649 nt
Organism: Micropterus dolomieu (smallmouth bass)
Lineage: Eukaryota; Metazoa; Chordata; Actinopteri; Centrarchiformes; Centrarchidae
Product: flocculation protein FLO11-like
Exons: 27
Coding region: 83-5371 (1762 amino acids)
Source: RefSeq, a predicted model, not a curated record